Fopius arisanus is the source of this 3585-nucleotide messenger RNA. It is a transcript of the gene phtf, whose product is annotated as putative homeodomain transcription factor. NCBI's taxonomy places the organism in Eukaryota, Metazoa, Arthropoda, Insecta, Hymenoptera, Braconidae. Gene Ontology annotation, cellular component: endoplasmic reticulum. The record is from RefSeq and is a predicted model, not a curated record. Bases 148 to 2535 code for a protein of 795 amino acids. The transcript has 12 exons.
UAUUCUGGAAUAAGUGGAAAUUUUAUGGGGUUAAUAGACAAAAUUUAUUCCUCCUGAAUUAUAAUUACGCGCCUUAAUAAGUGUGUCAACAAUUGGGGACGUCAGAGUACCGAUUUAUUUAAUCGGGUUGUGAUUUCAAUUGGCAGGAUGGGACUAAAUGAUUUGAUUUACUGGUACCAGAAAAAAAUAGGCACUUACGAUAAGCAACAAUGGGAAAAAACUGUGGAGCAGAGAAUAUUCGGUGGCUUUAACAACGUUCCGAUGCGCACCGCAAAAUUGAAAACAGAAUUUAUUGACGUGGAUCUUGUUCGAGGCUCUUCGUUUCCCAAGGCAAAACCCAAGCAUGGAUUGAUUACGGUCACAUGGCUGGCGAUUAAGAGACUUGUACUUUUGCCAUUCUAUCGGAAUUGGUGGACACAGCAGACAAGUGGCAGAAUAUUUUGUUUAUUCUUAUUGCUCUACAGCCUGCAGAUAAUUAAUGUUUUUAUUUAUACAAAAGCUGGCAACUCCACUGAAUCUGAUAUAGUAUCGAUGAGUGAAAUACUUGUGCCAGCGGCGAUGAUGUUCGUUCUGUGUACUGUUCACUCGCAAAUUGUUUCCACAAAUUCAGGACCCACAAUAGUCAAUGGACACAAUAGGUCGAGAAUUAGAAGAUCGAGACAUGAGAGAAGUCGAUCGGGCAAGUUAAGGACGAGGAGAACUAGUAAAGGGAAAAAUUCGGCGGAGAAUGUUGGAGAAAAUAUUGGAAAAUCUUUUACAGGAAUUCCUUCGGUUACGUUCGCCGAGAAAGUUCGUAUUGUUGCAUCAGUAGCAUCACGAAGACCGUCUGGGGGUCAUCAGUCGGAACCAACAGUAUCCAUUCGCCGUUCUUCUUCAAACGAUAACAUUGUUGAGAGAAGCAUUCCAUCGUCUUCCAGAGUGCUUGAGCCAGCGAUUAAUCAGCUGCAAGAACCACCAAAUCCCGACGUCAAUGUGAAUGUGGGAAAUGUUGACACAAUCCAUCUGGAUGAUGAUGGCUUCGAGAGCCUCAAUGGAAACGUCUCUAGUGAUAACGAUCGGGCAACAGUAAGACUGUUAAUAAGUGCAGAAGAUGAGGGUCACAAAAAAAAUGAAAACGGGUCGGAGAGUAGUGAUGAGCGCGUAAUAAAUGCCGGAGAAAUUCGCAAACAAAAUGAUAUGAAUGUGGAUAAGAGUAAGGAGAGUAAUGGCCAGUCAACGGAGAAAAAUGAUUUAGGAAAAUUGACAAAAGAGUACCAGUGCGACAGUGAGGAGGAGGGUGAGUGCGAGGAGGCAGGUACCAACCAAUUGACUGAGGCAACAACUUCUGCUACCGAGUGGAUGGGUGUUACCACAAAUAGUGAUGAGUGCAGCUAUAGCUCCGAUCUUGACGAGUCCGAGCCCCACAGUGAUAAUAAUUUUGCAUAUGGUGAAUUUAUCGAGCAUCCAUUCUCUUGGGAAUUGGAGCUGCCACCAUCUAUUUUGCUGAGCUCCUCCUGUACCUCUUCUGAUAGGGUCUCUUGUACAUUAUGGACACGACGAGAUAUAAAGAAAGCAGAACUCUCUGUUUUGGACAUAAGCUCUGCGAUAAUUGCACGAGCUGAAUCUAUGCCAGAGAGUAUGGAUUAUUUUUAUGGUGGACUUGUUCUUUCGGUUGUCCUCGCUAUUAUUCCCUCCAUAAGGAGACUAAACGACUACUUUAGCUCAGAUUCUACGAAUAAUUCGACUGGAAUAUAUGUAAAUGAUCUCGCGUACGCUGACUUCAGGACUUAUAGUGAUUUCAUGUGCAGAGUUAUUGAUGUGGCGUUUGGAAACAUUCUGUGGGAAAGAGCGGUAGUUGUAAUUCUCUCAUUCGAGAGAUUAAUCCUUUCCUGCCUUCUAUUUUUCCUUCUCGCAGUUGCUGAGAGAACUUUCAAGCAGAGACUCCUUUACGCAAAGCUCUUUUCACACUUGACAUCAUCCAGACGAGCAAGAAAAUCGGAUUUGCCGCAUUUUAGGCUGAAUAAAGUUAGAAAUAUCAAGACUUGGUUGAGUGUGAGGUCCUAUUUGAAGAGGAGAGGCCCUCAGAGGUCAGUCGAUGUCAUCGUAUCUGCAGCGUUUAUUGUUACUCUGCUGUUGCUCUCAUUUGUGAGCUUAGAGCUUAUCAAAAAUCUAGAGAGUCUACACUCGCGAUCGAACAUAGAAGCUCUUAUAUGGAGCUUUGUCCUUGGUAUCUACCUCUUGAGAUUCAUGACACUUGGAACAAAGAUUAAUAAAAAAUAUCGUAAUCUCUCCGUGCUCAUCACCGAACAGAUAAAUCUUUAUUUACAAAUAGAACAAAAACCCCAUAAGAAAGAAGAGCUCACAGUAGCAAAUAGUGUACUAAAGUUGGCAGCCGAUUUAAUCAAGGAAUUGGAGAGUCCCUUCAAAAUCUCAGGUCUUUCCGCAAAUCCCUACGUAUACACUAUAACUAAAGUUGUGCUUCUCUCGGCCCUAUCAGGGGUUCUCUCAGAACUCUUAGGAUUCAAACUCAAACUCCACAAGAUAUCAAUCAAAUAGUGAUAUACGUUAACAAGUACAAUUGAUGAAACCAAUCGAUUCCAGCACAACAUAAUUGUUGAUUAUGAAAUUAUCUCUGAAAUGAGUGGAUUUAUAAUGAGCCGUGAAAAAAUUUUUUUCUACGACUAGGACAAUUUGUCAAUAUCAUUCAUUUGAAAAAUACUUCCAAAGGUGAUAAACAAACAUAAGGUACCGAAAAAAAACAUAAGAUCUUAUUUGACAAAAUCUCUAAUUCCAAACUCUAUAAAUAAUUUAUGAGUGAUGGGAUAAUAUAAUUUUUUUUUAAUAAAUUCAGUCCUCAUAGAUAUAUUAUGACUUUUAUCGAGGAAAAAUAGGUUUUACUGUAGAUUUUUCGAUUGUACAUUUUUUAGACUGCCUAAUUUAGCUACUGAUAUGAAAGUGUCAAUACUUGACCUCAGAUUGUGAUUUAAAUAUUCUUCAAUAGCCUAUUCCGUACUGUUCGUUUUGCCAAAUAAUGGCCACAUCUGACAAACAUAGUGAAUUCCAAUGGAAAGUAUAAAAUGUGUACAAACUAACGUAUGUUUUGCAUUUGAUUAUUAUUUUUGAAUUAUUUUUGGCAAGAAAAGGGUAAUGAAACAGCAAUUAUAUGUUCACUUGUCCUCAAUUGAACUCGAAGGAUCUCUAUUGCGUCCCAUCUAUUUCGAAUUUCUCUCGAAAAACAUCUUAUCGUUAAAUCAAUGGUUGUAAAUGAAAUAAUGUAUAUUAAGCUAGCAGGUGUUUUACAAGUAUUUAAUCACGUUUUAUGCCAUCUCGUGCACAGGAGCACAUGAUAAUGUAUUCUCGCAUUUCCGAGUGAUAUCCUUAUGACUGCGGCUAUCCAUUUUCAAAUGACACAGAGCAUAGUGUAUUCAAUUCGCGGUUAUUAGAUACGGUUCAGAUGCGUUCACAUUCAAACACGCGUUCCGAUCAUCUACAAUUUCACCUUGGGCAUGAGUGUUAUGUAAAAGUCCUCAUAACGUAACGAUGUAUAAAUGAAAAAAUUUCAUUUGAUCAAUUUUGUGAAUAAAUAAAAAAAUAAUUCUUGGAUGA